Molecule: messenger RNA, 1689 nt
Organism: Aspergillus sclerotioniger CBS 115572
Lineage: Eukaryota; Fungi; Ascomycota; Eurotiomycetes; Eurotiales; Aspergillaceae
Product: acyl-CoA desaturase
Exons: 2
Coding region: 183-1565 (460 amino acids)
Biological process (GO): unsaturated fatty acid biosynthetic process
Cellular component (GO): endoplasmic reticulum membrane
Molecular function (GO): stearoyl-CoA 9-desaturase activity; iron ion binding
Source: RefSeq, a predicted model, not a curated record
UGGGCCAACAACCCCGACCCAACAAAAUAAUGUCAGCCCGGGGUUGCGGCUCGGCGGGGACGUUGUCCCUUUCUUCCGAUAUUCCUGUGCAUGUUUUCUUUUCUUAUAUCAUCGGAAACUGCUUUGGAGGACAUAAAAGUCUCCUUUAACCCUGAUCCAACAACUGACACGCACUGGACCGAAUGGCGGCCUCUACAUCCCCCGUGGCUGGACCAGGCGCCACCCGGAAAUCCAAGCCUCACAUCACAGAAACCCCCAUAACAUGGGCAAACUGGUACCAACAUGUCAACUGGCUUAAUGUCUACUUUAUCAUCAUGGUCCCACUCAUGGGCUUUGUCGCGGCCUCUUUCUAUCCCCUACAGCGCGCCACAGCCGCCUUUGCCGUUCUCUACUACUUUAACACCGGACUAGGCAUUACAGCAGGCUAUCAUCGUCUCUGGGCCCAUACCUCCUACCGAGCAUCAACCCCUCUCAAAAUCUAUCUCGCAGCCGUCGGCGUCGGCGCCGUCCAGGGCUCUAUCCGAUGGUGGUCGAGAGGCCACCGCGCCCAUCACCGUUAUACCGACACCGAAAAGGACCCCUAUUCAGUGCGCAAGGGCUUCUGGUAUUCCCACAUCGGCUGGAUGGUGAUGAAGCAGAACCCCAAGAACAUCGGGCGCUCCGAUAUCACCGACCUGAACGAAGACCCGAUCGUGAUCUGGCAGCAUCGCCACUACGUCAAGCUGGUUCUAUUCAUGGGCCUCAUCUUCCCUACUCUGGUAUGCGGCCUCUGCUGGGGCGAUUGGGCGGGUGGUUUCAUUUACGCAGGAAUUCUCCGCGCGACGUUUGUGCAACAAGCCACAUUCUGUGUCAACUCUUUGGCCCACUGGUUGGGAGACCAGCCUUUUGACGAUCGCAACUCCCCUCGUGACCAUGUCAUCACCGCUCUAGUAACAUUGGGCGAAGGAUAUCACAAUUUCCACCACGAGUUCCCGUCCGACUACCGCAACGCUAUCGAAUGGUGGCAGUACGACCCGACCAAAUGGGCUAUCUGGACAUGGAAGCAGCUCGGCCUGGCACAUGACCUCAAGGAAUUCAAGGCCAACGAAAUCGAAAAGGGCAGACUCCAGCAGCAGCAAAAGAAGCUGGACAUCAGGUCGUCUCAACUGGACUGGGGUACCCCGAUUUCCCAGCUGCCUGUCAUGACCUGGGAUGACUUCAAAAUCGAAGCUGCAAAGGCUGACGGCAGGGCCCUGGUAGCCAUCGCCGGUGUCGUUCACGACGUGGCCAACUUCAUCAAACAACACCCCGGUGGCAAGGCCUUCAUCUCCUCGGCUAUUGGCAAGGACGCGACGGCCACUUUCAACGGCGGUGUCUAUCGGCAUUCCAACGCUGCGCACAAUCUGCUUUCUACCAUGCGUGUGGGUGUCAUCUACGGAGGUGGUGAGGUGGAGAUCUGGAAGCGUGAUUACACCGAGAAGCAGAACAACUUCAUCAUGCAAGACAGUAAGGACCAACCUAUUGUACGAGCCGGUGAGCAGGUAACGAAGAUUGCUCCCCCGCAGAACAGCCCCAUGGCGGCUUAGAUUUUUAUGUUAGGAGGGUGAAGCAUUUACAAGAUAGAUUCAUGUAUUUCAGGUUUGUAUUUAGUUUUGGUCGCUACAAAUAUAACAUCAUGACCUACUCCUUUACAGACCGUAAGCCAUAACA